CACAUGGUUCAAGUUAUGUCCAUAAAUCUGGCGCCGCCGCCGCUGUGAGGGGCUGUGCAGGCAGACAGGAGGCACGCAUGCACACCGCACCGCCGCGGCUCGUCGCUGCCACUGCAGCCGGAGUGCAGCGGAGCAGACUUGGAGGCGGAAUGGCCUGAGCUGAGCUCGACUCGAUCGCCUGAUGCGGCGAUUGCUCCUCUGACCGCCUGUCCACCUGUCCGUGCGCGUCCGCCCGUCUGGCUGGCCGCGCAUUGCUGCAGUGCUGUGUUUUUUUUUUUUUCUCUCUCCAGGUGUUGUGUGCGCGUGAGUGACAGAGAUUGUGUGCGUGCGCGUGUGGCACAGCCUGGUGUAGUUCUCUUACGGAUUGUACUGAGCCGGGGAACAGGAGUCUGAUGUCACAUGUGCUUCAUCGGAGGAGACGGGGCAUCUGCGAGCCGGAUUUUGUGGAGGAUGCUGCGGCAAGUGAUACACAGAGGGCUCAAGGCUUCCUUCUACUGGCUCGGCUUAUUCGUCAGCAGGCACCCCGUCUUCUUCCUCACCGUGCCCGCCGUGCUCACCAUCAUCUUCGGAUCCACCGUGUUGAGCCGAUUCAAGCCCGAGCGGGACCUGGAGGUGCUGGUCGCCCCGACACACAGCCUGGCCAAGAUCGAGCGCAGCCUCGCCAACAGCCUGUUCUCCAUCGACCAGUCCAAGCACAAGCUGUACUCGGAUCUGCACACGCCGGGCAGAUAUGGCAGGCUGAUCCUGCUGGCCAGGUCCGGGGGCAACAUCCUGGAGCUGGCCGACCAGGUCCUGCAGGUCCACAGGCAGGUGUUGGAGCUGCGCGUCACCUACAAGGGCUUCAACUACACCUUCGCGCACUUGUGCGUGCUGAGCCACCGGGACAAGCGCUGCCUCCUGGAUGACAUCGUCACCAUCUUCGAGGACAUCCAGCAAGCCGUGCUCUCCAACAGCACCUUCCACAAGGUGCCCCUCAGCUACCCCAACACCACUUUAAAGGAUGGACGCGUGUCCUUCAUUGGACACCAGCUUGGAGGUGUGUCCUUCUCGCCCAACAGCCGGGACCAGCAGGUUAAGUUUGCCCGGGCUGUCCAGAUCACAUACUACCUCCGUAACCAUGGCCCCGUGGUGCAGGAUAUCAUCGCCGAGCGCUGGGAGAACGAGUUCUGCGCCCUGGUUACCAGGCUGUCCACGGCCGAGGUACCGCACCCUACCGACCAGCUCCACAUCCAUUCCCUCACUUCCUUCAGCCUGUGGCGGGACUUCCAUCAGACCGGCAUGCUGUCCAAAGGAGAGGUGCUGGUCAGUCUGGUUCUGGUCCUCCUGGCUGCCACCAUCUCCAGCUCCAUGCGGGAUUGCCUAAGGGGGAAGCCUUUCCUCGGCCUUUUGGGCGUGCUGACCAUUUGCAUCGCCAACGUGACAGCUGCAGGGAUCUUCUUUAUAUCGGACGGGAAGUUCAAUUCCACACUGCUGGGGAUCCCGUUCUUUGCCAUGGGUCAUGGUACCAAGGGGGUGUUUGAACUUCUGGCAGGCUGGAGGAGAACUAGAGAAAACCUGCCAUUCAAGGAACGUGUGGCAGAUGCCUUUGCCGACGUGAUGGUGUGCUACACUAUGACCAGCUCACUCUACAUCAUCACCUUCGGCAUGGGAGCGAGCCCUUUCACCAACAUUGAGUCGGUGAAAAUCUUCUGCCAGAGCAUGUGUGUGGCCAUCCUGGUCAACUACUUCUACGUGUUCUCUUUUUACGGCUCCUGCUUGGUGUUUGCUGGACAGCUUGAGCAGAACCGCUACCACAGUGUUUUCUGUUGUAAGAUCCCCUCAGUGGAAUACUUGGACCGCCAGCCCACGUGGUUUAAAACCAUGAUGAGUGACGGCCAUGACCUGUCCACGCACCACGACAGUGUGCCGUACCAAAACCACUUCAUCCAGCACUUCCUGCGUGAG
Messenger RNA from Fundulus heteroclitus (mummichog), 1944 nucleotides. RefSeq names its product patched domain containing 4. Gene Ontology annotation, cellular component: membrane. NCBI's taxonomy places the organism in Eukaryota, Metazoa, Chordata, Actinopteri, Cyprinodontiformes, Fundulidae. The annotation marks the transcript as partial. The record is from RefSeq and is a predicted model, not a curated record. The transcript has 3 exons.